AUGACGUCUAAAGUAGAUAGUCCUCCAACCUAUGAAGAUGCACUGCAACAUCCCAAGUUUGAGCCCAACCAACCUCAGCAUGGGUCAGCUGAGCCGCUGCCUCCAUCCUACAGUGCUGGUCCUGGCAUGUACUCCAGCAGCCCUCCAAGUUACUGGGCACAGGCUGGCAUGUGGUCAGCGCCUGACCUCUCUCUAUCUGGAAUGCCCACCACAAUAAAUACUCUGUCUGCCGGGGUGCCAGCAACAAACCCAAGAGAAAUGGAGAGUUUUCUGAACUCGCAGUGGGAGAGUACAUCCGUUCGACAUGCUUUCAUCAGAAAGGUGUAUUUAAUUUUAGCUGCUCAGCUCACUGUCACCUUUUCGGUUGUGGCAGUCUUUACAUUUGUUGAUCCAGUGAAGAUGUUUGUUAUCAGGUAUCCUGGAAUCUAUUGGGCAUCCCUUGUGGUUUAUUUCAUGGUUUACUGCAUUCUCCUCUGCUGUAAAGAGCCAAGGAGGCGUUUUCCAUGGAAUCUGGUGCUGCUGGGAGUAUUUACUGUUGCCCUGUCUUACAUGUCUGGAACAAUUUCAAGCUAUUAUGAAACAAAAGCGGUCUUUCUGGCCAUGGGAAUAACAGCUGUAGUUUGUAUAACUGUCACAGUCUUCUGCUUUCAAACCAAGGUUGACUUCACUUCCUGCGGGGGAUUUCUCAGUAUUGCCGCCAUUCUGCUCGCCAUCAUCGGGGCAGUAACAGCCAUCGUGCUCUUCUUCCACUACGUGCCUUGGCUUCAUAUGCUUUAUGCUGCCAUUGGAGCCAUUAUUUACACAUUGUUUUUAGUAUACAACACACAACUUCUCAUCGGAAACCGGGAGUUGGCGAUAAGCCCAGAAGAGUAUGUUUAUGGAGCUCUGUCUCUCUACAUUGACAUUGUUCACAUCUUCCUCUUCAUCCUCCAAAUCAGUGGUUCUGCAACCGAAUAA
This is a messenger RNA of Nerophis lumbriciformis (worm pipefish), 957 nucleotides long. The record is from RefSeq and is a predicted model, not a curated record. NCBI's taxonomy places the organism in Eukaryota, Metazoa, Chordata, Actinopteri, Syngnathiformes, Syngnathidae.